AUGCCAAACACGCGUCCCGGGCUUACCUUACCUACUCGACCAAAGUGCCCUGCCUAUCACGACGCUACAGGUCCCCUGCUGUGCCUCAACCCGCGCUGUCCUUCACUUCACGUUGUGCUUCCUCGAAUGGGAGCGGGAGGGGGAGAGGCUGCUGCCAACCUGGCCAAUGAGGGUUCGAGAAGAACGAUCAAGGGCCCGCCUUACCGAGACGGACAAGCAGGAUCCUGGGAAAAGCACGAGGGAAAGAGACAAGACGGGACGGGAGCCAGGCCAGCGAGCUUACCUAAGGGACCAGCAAACCUGAGGGAGGUCCCAACUCCGUCCCCUUCCUCCAAUCCUUCACCUGCAGCCAUUGACCACCACCACGAAAACGACUACGAGGUUGAUAGACGCCUGUUUGCCAUACCUUAUUCAAGGACAUCUAUACACCCUCCCUUCAACGGUCACCGUGACGCUUGCAGGGGAUUCAACACUGGUCGCCAACCAGCAAAGGUUGACCCUGAAGAAAGAGCGCGAGAGAGAGGCAUUUACAGAGACGGUCUGAUACACCCGCCGAGAGAUCGCCUAGGCGACAUUGGUCUUUCGGGGGCCUUCCCUCAUCAGGCGAUCCUCCUCCUCCUCAUGCCCCCUCUCCCCUCCCGAGUCCCCUCCCGUCCCGACUGUCCAGCAGCAUCAGCGCACACGACGCGAGAAAAAUAUCCGGCGAAUGGUCGUUCACAUCCCACACAUUUCUACCCGCCGACUGAUUCUUCUCAUCUCAUCUCACCAGUGAGCUCCUCGAGUCGCGACCUCUUACUUGAAUUCUUUAACGCGACAACCGGCCCAACAACUGUCAGCGCCAGCGCCAGCGCCAGCGCCAACGACCGACCUCGUCGACACACGGCUGCGCCUGUUGCCAGACGAGACGAACGUCGCCCCCGCCCCCGCCCCGCCGCGCGCCCCCCCCGCCCGCCCCCUCGCCACGCCGCCGCGCGGCGCCCGGGCCGCGACCCACCCCCCCCCCCCCCCCCCCCCCCCCCCCCCCCCCCCCCCCCCCUUGCUCCAAACCUGCGACUCCUGGAUUGUGGAUUACUGCAACUCAACAGCCUGUCGCUUCCCUCCCAUCUAGCUACGCUCUCUUCUGCUUUCUUCACGACUUCUCACGAUUGA
Molecule: messenger RNA, 1149 nt
Organism: Colletotrichum orchidophilum
Lineage: Eukaryota; Fungi; Ascomycota; Sordariomycetes; Glomerellales; Glomerellaceae
Exons: 2
Coding region: 1-1149 (382 amino acids)
Source: RefSeq, a predicted model, not a curated record